AUGGGUAUGUCUGAACCCACCCAUCUGGAGUUAUUGGUCAUAGGUAAGUGUAAAUCAAGAUCCCUUGAUCUUGAUGAAGCUCUGGGUUUUUUCAUUUCCAUGAUUUCAGUGAGACCCUUGCUCUCAAUUGUGUCUUUCAGUCAUCUUCUUGGAACACUCUCCAAGAUAAAACACCAUGCACUCGUCGUUUCCAUGUGUAAACAGAUGAUGGGCUGUAGAGAAUUGCAAGUUGAUAUCCUUGCAGCGAACAUUUGGAUCCGUUGUUUGUGCAAUUUGAAGAAAGUGGACUUAGGUUUCUCUGUGUGUGCUAUUAUUAUAAAACUUGGUCUUCAGCCUGACCCUUAUACCAUGAGUGCUCUGCUUCUUGGACUGAUUGAUGAGGGUAAGAUUAAAGAGGCAAUGGAGUUGUUUUGGAAAAUAUUGAAUAACUGUUAUCCCUGUAAUCAGUACACUUAUGCUAUUAUUAUCAGGGGACUUUGCAACUCUGGGAAUAGUCGUUUUGCAGUUGUUUUGCUGAUAGAGAUGUAUGUAAAUGGAAGCUUUGAACCUGAUGCGAUAUGCUAUAGUACAAUUAUUGAUGGAUUUUGUAAAGAGAAACAAAUGAAUAAAGCUUUGAUUAUCUUCCAAGAUAUGUUAGAUAAGAGAAUUGAGCCAAAUGUUGUUACUUUUAGUUCGUUAGUUAAUGGGCUUUGCAACGUUGGCUGUUGGGAUGAAGCAAAACGAUUAUUAGCUGCCAUGUUUAACAAGGGGAUUUCUGCUAAUGCGUAUAUCUUUAAUACUCUUAUUGUUCCUCUUUGCAAGGAUGGGAAGAUCCAAGAAGCAAUAUCUCUAUUCGAUUUAAUUACCCAAAGAGGCAUAAAGCCAAAUGUAGUCACUUAUACUAUGCUAAUCCAUGCGUUAUGCAAGUUUGGCGACUGGAAACUGGCCAUAAAAUUCAAUGUUGUAACUUUUAGUUCCAUGAUAGAUGUUUUAUGCAAGGAGGGGAAGUUAUCAAAGGUGAUUCAAAUUCUGGAACUAAUGACUCGUACAGGGGUUCAACCAACAGUCAUCACCUAUAAUUCUUUAAUUUGUGGAUUUUGUCAUUCUAGUCGAUGGGAAGAAGCAACAAGCUUGCUCGAUAGAAUGAUGAAUGAAGGAGUUCAUCUUGAUGUUGUGACUUUCAGUUCUUUAAUACAAGCUUUAUGCCAGGAAAAGAGGACCGAAGAAGCCAUUACCAUGUUGGAACUGAUGAGUCCGAGAAAUGUAAAACCGGAUAUUGUCAACUACAGUUGUUUAAUACAUAGAUUGUGCAGUUCAGGUAAAUGGAUAGAAAUUGAAGGAAUCCAUCCUGAUGUUGUGACUUUCAGUUCUUUAAUCGAUGUUUUAUGCAAGGAAAAGAGAGCAGAAGAAGCCAUUACCUUAUUGGAAGUAAUGAGUCAAAGAAAUGUAAAACCUGACAUUGUCACCUACAGUUGUUUAAUACAUGGAUUGUGCAAUUCAAAUAAAUGGACAUAAGCAACA
Molecule: messenger RNA, 1500 nt
Organism: Hibiscus syriacus
Lineage: Eukaryota; Viridiplantae; Streptophyta; Magnoliopsida; Malvales; Malvaceae
Product: pentatricopeptide repeat-containing protein At1g63080, mitochondrial-like
Exons: 3
Coding region: 1-1494 (497 amino acids)
Molecular function (GO): protein binding
Source: RefSeq, a predicted model, not a curated record